AUGGAAACGUACGAUAAAUUGGUGAAAGUGUUCGGUGAUGAAGCCCUGAGUCGUGCUCAGGUGUUUCGAUGGCAUAAAAAUUUUAAAAAUGGUCGUGAAAGCGUCGGGGAUGAACCGCGAAGUGGGAGACCGGUUGAAGCUCGAACUGACAACAAUGUUCAGCGUGUGCGCAUUCUCGUGCAUCAGGAUCGGCGUUUAACCGUUUGA
This is a messenger RNA of Cinara cedri, 207 nucleotides long. The record is from the annotation of a GenBank genome assembly. NCBI's taxonomy places the organism in Eukaryota, Metazoa, Arthropoda, Insecta, Hemiptera, Aphididae.